AAAUCAACCUCAAUCAUCUGCAAUCCACAAUUAUGCCUCUUCCGUUUUGUAGAAAACAUAACAUGCAAGACCGAAUGCUAUCAAAAAUUAUAAAUACAAGCAUUCAUAAAAUGUCAUUGGUAUAGGGCCUUUUAGUCAAUUCAACCAAACCGGCCCUGGAUAUAGACCUUCGUUCUACUUAACACAAGGAGAGACGCAUCCAUCUCUUCAGAAAAAUGGAGAGCCACAGCCAAAUCCUCAGAAUUUGCUUCCUUUUUCCUUCACUUGGUUCCAUUCCAUAGUUUUGUCAUCAAGGAAGAAGACUCCUCGUUUCCUCCGUUCCUUCUCUUUUGCUUUCUGAAGCCUUUUUCUCCUUCUGUUAGACAUCAUCUUCCAUCCGUUCAUUGAUUCCUUCACCCAUUCAGUUUGGUUUCAACAUCCUCACCAACUUUUGCAAUGGGGAAGUCAUCUUCUCUUCUUUUUCUCUUCCUCUAUUCCCUUCUCCCUUGCCUCUCUCCAUUCCAUAUUGAGCUUGUUGAUGCCUUCGGGACUCCCGAUGGAUCAGAGGAGUGGGGCUACGUUCAAGUUCGCCCGAAAGCCCACGUGUUCUGGUGGCUAUACCGGAGUCCGCAAAGAGGCGACCGUGCCUCGAAGCCAUGGCCGACAGUACUAUGGCUCCAGGGUGGACCUGGAGCUUCGGGUGUCGGGAUUGGAAACUUCCAGGAGAUUGGGCCAUUGGAUACCGAUCUGAAGCCACGGAAUUCGACAUGGCUGCAGAAAGCUGAUCUCCUUUUUGUGGACAACCCGGUUGGGACCGGAUACAGUUUUGUGGAGGACAAACAAGCUCUGGUGAAGACUGAUUGGGAGGCAGCAACCGACUUAACUACCCUUCUCAAGAAGCUCUACAAUAAGAAUGGAAGAUUGCAGAGGAGCCCGCUCUACAUUGUAGCAGAGUCUUAUGGUGGGAAGUUUGCCGCCACCCUCGGCAUAUCAGUCGCCAAAGCCAUUAAGGCUGGAGAAUUGAAACUUACAUUUGGAGGGGUUGCUCUGGGAGAUAGCUGGAUUUCGCCAGAAGAUUUUGUGUUCUCAUGGGGACCUCUGCUAUUGGAUGUGUCGAGGCUCGAUUUUAUCGGCGCAAACAAAUCAAACAGUUUAGCUGAGAAGAUUAGGCAACAACUAGCAACAGGGCAGUAUGGGGAGGCCACAGAAACAUGGAGCGAUCUGGAGAGAGUGAUCAUCUCGAGCAGUAAUGGUGUUGAUUUUUAUAAUUUCUUGCUGGAUUCCAAAGACGAUCCUCUCUCUACAAUGGCAGUGGCAUCAUCAAAUAACUUGGUAACAUCUAAGAAAUUAGCCAUGAAGAAGAGUUACUCAAUGUACCUCGGUUCCAAGGCUUCCUCUUCUGGUAGUCUUGAUGAUCUCAUGAAUGGAAUAAUUAAAAAGAAGCUAAAGAUAAUCCCCAAGGAUGUAAGUUGGGGUGGGCAGGCUGGUGAUGUCUUUGAGUUUCUGGUGAAUGAUUUCAUGAAACCCAGGAUUAACGAGGUUGAUGAGCUCCUGUCUCUGGGAGUCAAUGUCACUAUCUAUAAUGGACAGGUUGAUCUGAUUUGUGCAACCAAGGGCACCGAGGCGUGGGUUCGAAAGCUCAAAUGGGAGGGGAUGAAGGAUUUCAACAACUUGGAGCGAAAGCCUUUGUACUGCAAUGAUGAUGGUGCUACUAGAGGCUUUGUGAAGUCCUAUAAGAAUUUACAUUUCUACUGGAUCUUGGGCGCAGGACAUUUUGUACCAGUCGACCAACCUUGCAUUGCAUUAAAGAUGCUGAGUUAUAUUACUCAAUCUCCUGCAGCUUUUUCUCCGUAGAUAAAGAAAUCAAGAAGAAAUCCAUUGUCAAUAAAAGAAUUAGUUUUUCUCAGAAAUUCAUUGUCAAUAAAAGCACAAUGACUGGAAGAAAAUUGGGUACUAUCUUUGUCUUAGCAAUUGGAAUUGUUUAACAUUAUAAAGGAGAGAGAAAGGAGCAUGUGUUUGACU
Messenger RNA from Phoenix dactylifera (date palm), 2001 nucleotides. Its product is annotated as serine carboxypeptidase-like 51. Gene Ontology annotation, biological process: proteolysis. Lineage: Eukaryota; Viridiplantae; Streptophyta; Magnoliopsida; Arecales; Arecaceae. The record is from RefSeq and is a predicted model, not a curated record. Gene Ontology annotation, molecular function: serine-type carboxypeptidase activity.